Molecule: messenger RNA, 1418 nt
Organism: Anguilla anguilla (European eel)
Lineage: Eukaryota; Metazoa; Chordata; Actinopteri; Anguilliformes; Anguillidae
Exons: 11
Coding region: 90-1418 (442 amino acids)
Biological process (GO): small GTPase-mediated signal transduction; protein transport; vesicle-mediated transport
Cellular component (GO): cytoplasm
Molecular function (GO): Rab GDP-dissociation inhibitor activity
Source: RefSeq, a predicted model, not a curated record
CACACUUGGAGGAUUGGCUGCCCCCUGCCAGUUACAGAAGAACUACUUCUCCCUCAGAAACAGGACCUUUACUCCGGGGAAGAGCCAGCAUGCAGGAGUAUGAUGUCAUCGUUUUGGGCACAGGUCUGAAGGAAUGCAUUCUUUCAGGGAUAAUGUCAGUGAGUGGUAAAAAAGUCCUUCACAUUGACCGGAACCCAUACUAUGGAGGGGAGAGCGCCUCUGUCUCCCCACUGGAAGAGCUGUAUAAGAAAUUCCACGUAUCAGGUCCUCCUAAUACUAUGGGUCAUGGACGUGACUGGAACGUGGACCUUAUUCCCAAAUUCUUGCUGGCCAAUGGGGAGUUAGUGAAGAUGCUACUGUACACAGGGGUGACUCGGUAUUUGGACUUUAAGGUGGUGGAGGAUAGUUUUGUGUACCAUGCAGGACGAGUCCACAAGGUCCCAUCAACAGAGGCUGAGGCCCAGGCAUCAGAUCUGAUGGGCAUGUUUGACAAGCGUAGAUUCCGUAAGUUGCUACAUUUUGUGCUGAACUAUGAGGAGAGCAGCCCAGGAACUCACCAUGACAUGGAGCCCAAACGCACCAGCACCAGGGAGCUUUUCCGCCACUAUGACCUUGGGCCAGAUGUCAUUGAAUUCACAGGACAUGCCCUGGCUCUGCACCAAAAUGAUGAGUACUUGGAUCAGCCUUUCCACCAGACGAUUAAACGCAUCAGACUGUACAUAGAGUCUCUGGCUCGCUUCAGUCACAGUCCAUACCUCUACCCCAUCUAUGGCCUGGGGGAGCUGCCGCAGGGAUUUGCACGACUCAGUGUAGAGUAUGGGGGAGCCUACAUGCUGAACCGUGCGGUGGAGGAGAUAGUGAUGCAGAACGGUAAAGUUGUUGGAGUGAAGUCUGAGGGACAGGUAUUUCACUGUAAGCAGCUGAUCUGUGACCCCAGCUAUGUUCCCAAUCGGGUGAAAAAAGUGAGCCGUGUCAUUCGGGUUAUCUGUUUACUCGACCAUCCAAUCAAAUCUACUCAUGAUGCCAGCUCCUGUCAGAUCAUCAUCCCUCAAACACAGCUCAACAGAAAGUCAGACGUCUACGUUUGUGUGGUGUCUUACGCCCACAAUGUGACAGCUGAGGGGAAGUAUGUUGCCAUGGUGAGCACUACUGUGGAGACCAAUAACCCUGAGAAAGAGGUGAAGCCAGGACUGGAGCUGCUGGAGCCCAUUCUACAGAAAUUUGUCUCCAUUGAGGACCUGUUUGUCCCCAGAGAUGAUGGGAGGUACAGCCAGGUGUUUGUCUCCAAGUCAUAUGACGCUGCCACACACUUUACGGCAGAAUGUGAGGACAUCAAGGACAUGUACCAUCGCAUUACUGGGUCAGAGUUCAACUUCAGCAGCCUGGAGAAUAGUACCACAUCAGAGAGGACUGAGUGA